Conger conger (European conger) is the source of this 5609-nucleotide messenger RNA. RefSeq names its product lysoplasmalogenase TMEM86A-like. The record is from RefSeq and is a predicted model, not a curated record. Bases 157 to 870 code for a protein of 237 amino acids. The transcript is spliced from 3 exons. Gene Ontology annotation, cellular component: membrane. Lineage: Eukaryota; Metazoa; Chordata; Actinopteri; Anguilliformes; Congridae.
UGUUCGUCUGUCUUAGAAAAAAGGCUAAACAAUUCGCACGACAAAAACGCUUCAAUAUCCCUUCUAGGUGGCGAACAACGCGGAAACUCACUCGCUUCGUAGGCUAUAUUCAGAAUAUAUAUCUAUUCGAAAGCACUGUGGGAUCAAACACCAGACAUGGUUUCGCCUGUCACAGUGGUGAAGAGUGAGGGGCCGAAGUUGGUGCCCUUCUUCAAGGCCACCUGUGUGUAUUUCGUGCUGUGGCUGCCCACCUCUGCCCCGUCCUGGUUCAGCGCCCUCAUUAAGUGCCUGCCCAUCUUCUGCCUGUGGGUCUUCCUGCUGGCCCAUGGCAUCGGCUUCCUGGGUACCCACUCCAGCGCCCGGAAAAUCCUGGCCGGCCUGAUCUUCUCCGCACUCGGAGACGCCUUCCUGAUCUGGCAGGAGCAAGGGUACUUCAGCCACGGGCUGCUGAUGUUCGCCAUCACCCACAUCCUGUACUCCUCGGCCUUCGGCAUGCAGCCCCUGAACCUGCAGGCGGGGCUGGUGAUCGGGGGGGUGUCGGGGGUCAGCUACGCCCUGCUCUACCCCUACCUGUCCGGGCCCUUCACCUACCUGGUGGGCGUGUACAUCGGCCUGAUCGGCUUCAUGGGCUGGCGGGCCAUCGCCGGCGUGCGUCUGAAGAACGACCUGUGGACAUGGACCCAGCUGUCGGCCUGCCUGGGCGCCGUGCUCUUCAUGGUGUCCGACCUCACCAUCGCCGUCAACAAGUUCUGCUUCCCCGUGCCCCACUCCCGCCUCAUCAUCAUGGCCACCUACUACGCCGCCCAGAUGCUCAUCGCCCUGUCCGCUGUCGAGUGCCAGGACGCCGAGGCGGCCCGAAAGAGGGGGUGAGGCGGGAAGCGGGCCCUCCCCCCCCCUCUCCCCCACACACACACACCACCUCUGAAUACAACCCCCCCCCCCCCCCCCUCAACACACGUAAUGGUAUUUUUUGUUUUCGGUUUGGCGUAACGUUUGAGUGGCCGGAGAGUGUCUUGGGGAGCAGCUGUAAACGAUGUUGAACAAUCACCAAUCGGCUCUGUGAACUGCAUAUCGGGUGUUAACUGUCCUUCUAGGCUCUCCCACUUACUCACCCCCCCCCCCCCCCACCACGGUGUGAAUUUAGUGGUCCAACACGAGAAUUUCAACUGGGUGCUCUUUCAUACAACCCAGCACCUUCUGUGUUCCCUCUGGAAAGGGAAGCCUUUUAGUCAAGGCUUUUGUGCUUACUUUUUCCACUGCGAGUGUGUAUGCGUGUGUGUGUCCGUUGCUGUGAGCUUGUACGGAACGUUUGGCUUUGAGUCUGAACACCCGCUGCCCACCUUCACCCCCCCGCCCCCCACACUGUUUUUGUUCCCCACACACCUCAUCGGAAGCAGGUCACACACGGAUGCCAGGAUGCCUUCUUUAUGACCAAUUGUACUGAAAGUUCCGGAAGCACACAGCUACCCACCCCGGCCCCUGCCUGUGCACCUUACAGAGUUCAGGAACAGUCUGUCAGAUUAGAGGAGCAGCUGUGUUAUUUGGGGUCGUAUUCAGCGGUCUUGGGCUCGGGUGGUGGUUGGGGGUUGGGGGGGUGUUAUGGGUUCAUGCCGGGUCAGUGUUUUUUUGGGGGGUUUUUUGGGAGCUGGUUUUCUCCCGUGCUAGUGUUUCAGGUGUAAAGGCACCGCUGUUUCAUUCCCAUUAUUGAUUUUCUUGGUCAUUAAGACUGUGUCCUGGGGUUAGGAAUAAUAAGUCCCUUUCUCUUCUGAGUAUUUCAGGUCUCUCAGUAUAGCUCUCCCCAAAUCUUCAGCACCUCUGCUCUUCAGUGUUUUCGUGUUCAACUCAAAUGCACAAAAUAAGUGACCCCCCCCCCCCCCCCACUGGACAGAGGCGUUGCCGGAAGUCGAUUUGUCCUUGUUUGACCUCGCACGUCACGGUGUUGCUUUGGGGACAGUGCUGGCACCCUUAUUGCUGCUGUGAGCCUGUGACUGUGCUAUCCUCCUUGCAUUGCCACUAAGGGAAGGUCAUGUGACCUGCAGCUGUUUGUCAGUUUAUAUUAUUCUGAGCAUGCUCAGUAGCCCCCGUAGCAGAGUGGCUGUUUCAGCACUCUUAAACCCUCCCUUGCUUGGGUCAUUCAGUAUUCUGAAUUAAUUACUUAAUUGUGAUAUUUUGCCAUAAAACCUAUUUUUGUAUAUAUUAUACCAGUUUUCAAAAGAUUUUGGUCAAUUUAUAAAAUUUGUUUAGGAAGGCAUGAGAAGUACAUUUAUGCAAAUGUGGAGAUGAGCGGCGAAAAGAGGAAAGAGGAGGAAAAGAGGAUAUUUUGUUGGUCACUUCAUAACUUUUACAUUGCAGGUUAAAAGCUAAAGAUAGUUAUUGAAUAUUGUUGUGUCUGUUUUUUUGGGGGAAAUUGUAUGCAUAUGUACCUUUUUUGUUGAACUCUCAAUUCGCUUUUAUGACCAAUGCAAGAAAUCUCCAAAAAAGUACUUUGUGGAAAACGAAUCUCUUUGGAAGCUGUGUUUUUCAUUGAUCGUACCAUUUUUCAAGGUGUUUGGUAAUGGGGCAUCGGUGAUGGACAAAUUUCAGUGGUGCCAAAGACCGUUCUCUUAGAUGAUAAACAUAAAUGAUGCUCUAACUGAGGGUUUUAGGUGUUUAAGGCCCCUAUACAUUCCAGGAAAGAAGGUUCCCCCAUGUUCUUUCCCCGUUCUGCUUCGGAUAGCAGAACAUUGGCGUUUCAUGCUGUUCUGUGAAGAGGUAUGGGCCAGCCUCAUCAAACCCGUUCCUGUACAAUCUGCACGAUCCUUCUGCAUCAUAUGUGCUGCGAUCGAGUUUGUCCCUCUCUCCACAAGUUAGUCAAAGCCCGCCAUGUUACCUCUGUACCACAGCGUGAGAAAAUCAAGCCCUUAGCAUUGAAAAGCAACCGUGGAGGGAGGAGGAUAGGAAUUUGGCGACCGUUUUGUUUCUCAAAUACCUUUCCUCUUUCAUUAGGCUUACAGCCCUCAAUCCUGUUCAGACUUUUCCGGAAAAAUGUCCAUAAUCUCAGCUCUGUGUGAAGUCUGCAGUUUUGCACGUUGUCGUUUUUCAGUAGUCUAAUGAAAUAUGUCACUGGACAGGCUUAAUAUUUUUUAUCAGCAUAGUUACUAGUGGCAUUUCUAACAAGAAUGAACCUGGGGAAAUACAUCAGUGUACUGUAGUGGGUAUUGCAGAUUAUAUUACUUAUGCUUACAUCAGUCCUUUGUUAGGCCUGUCUCAAAGGGACUAUCUGAUGCUGUAUUUCAUGAAGAUAAUUACAAAGAGCACCUUUGUUUCUUUAGUUAUGUGAUGUAUCCUAUGAAUAUUCAGUACUGUAUGUCUUUAUUCUCAUGUUUCAGCCACUUCGCUAUAUGUGGCAUGAGCUAGAAAGUAAAAAAAACACCCAGCUGGAAAAUUCUGCCCCUUUUGUGUCUGAACACAGGGAAUCAAAUGUCUGGCUGUCUACAUUGUACACACGCAGGGCUGUGUAAACACAUACACACCACACACACACACACACACACACACACACACAUCCAGGGUUGUGAACACGCAUACAUAUACAGCAGCCAUGCUGAACUGGGCCCCAGAACAUAGCGUUGACCCGCGAAAGCUUCAGAUGGAGUUGAUUGACCGAAGUCUGUCUCUCACACUGGCAACUUUCCUGUGCACGUGUUUAUUUUCGGAUACUCCUUUGUCAGCAUUUUCUUUUUUAAAUAGGCGGUUUCAAUUGUCAGCAAGAAGUUUUUGCUCAGUCAGUCAGAAGUGUCCCCAGCCCUGACAGUUAAAAGGACAGCUGGGUCACGAAAACGGCAGUGACAGGAACUAAGGCUCAAAGUGUCACCAUACAGUGUCUGAUGGUUCUUACACGUGUGUUUCGUCUGGCUGAGGAAGGUGUGCAUUUGACUCCAUGUGUUCCGAGUUACAGAAAGGUUAGAAAGAAGAACUUGUGGCAUGAAAAUGACCUGCAAAGCAAGAAAAAAGGGAAACUUCACAGAUGAACUGACACUGUUUCUGAUUCGUAUGCAGAAAUAUUGCUCACGUUUUUUAUUAUUAUUAUUUUUAUUAUUAAUUUAGAUCUUUUAUUAUUACUUGUAGUAUUAGUAUUAGUGUUAUUCUAAAGUUUUGUGCUCAGUCUGAAGGUGAAUCUAUUGUGGGGCUGUUCAUUGUUUUGUGAUGGGAACCUCUGACGGCUGGUGGGCCCAUUCGGAGAGGCUGAAUUAGAGCGAUGGGGAGACUCUUCCGGAACAAAGCGGGCUCUGUCACUGAAGGGGGUCGGACGUGGGUCUGUGAAGAGGCUCAUAGGAACUGAUGUAUGGAUGCCUUCCCAUCCCGCUCACCUGUUACAGCAGGUGCGCAUGAAGGAUCGGCUUCCUCCUGUCAACGGCUGCCUUGUUCUCUCUUUUUAUAUUCACAACAACAGGACGAAAACCACUAUGAAUGCAGUAUUGAUGAGCAGGCCUCUGGCUUUGAGUGUUAGAGCAGUUUGACAAAAAGGUCGGCAGAUGGGUUAUGGCGGCGCUGUUGUUCCCUUUUUACAAGAAACCAUGUGGAAAUGGGUCUCUGCACUCUUUAUUUUUAUCAAUAUUAUUCUCAUUAUUUCACUUAAAUAUUACUGCUAGCGUGUUUGUUUCAUGUGACCUGUGUCAGUAAGACCAUUCUUCUUAUUAUGUGCUUGGUCUUUUGUUUGAGGAUUAUUAUCGGCCUCUUGGUCCUGGUUGACUCGGUCAUUCUUUUUUUCUGACCGCAAAGGGCAUUAACCUUUUUUUUUUUUCAUGCGCUUCCCCUCAUUUUGACAGUGCCGAGUUUGACCCUGUUUGACAUUUAAUUGCUAGUGUAGGCAGGAUUCCUACAAUUCCCAUCAUGCCCCUCCACACAACUGCAGUGACAAGGUAACUUUAGCUCGAGGGCAGUCUGCUUCAUCUGAGCAAUCCCAGCAAUCAACCUCGGUGUCAGUGAUGAAUUUGAUGGUGAGGAUCACAGAGUGAAUCCCUGAGUAGAUUCAGCUGUCAUGGUCUAUGCCUGCUCUUACCCAAACAUAGUGCUUUGCAAUAAAGCGUAAUGUUUUCUUUUGCGUCAGAUGAUUGACAAGCACAGAAGCUCUAUCCAUUCUUCAGCUCAUGAAUCCUCACUCUCUUCCAUCAUGUGGAGAAUAGGGGUGACUGCCACUUUUUGACAGUUACUGGCUGUCCUAGAGCUCAGAGCAGCUUGUUUUGCGUUCAGUGUCUCGUUGUCAUGUGCCACUUGCUGAACUAGUUCCUCCUGUGUCACUGGACUUUGUCCAGUAACACAGUGACUUCCUCAAAGACAGAGUAUCAGCCAGAAUCCCUUCUGAGUUCCCAAUCCCCAGCCGUGAUGAGGACCUGUUGGGGUAACCUAACAAACAUUACUGCGCCCAGAAUAGAGGUUGUUUUGGAUCAUGUAUGAGGAUGCUGUAUCUGUUUUUUUGGGGUUUUUUUCUGAGAGAGGGCACAAGAAUGGCAAUGCAAGGCUGCAGGAUGUUGACUUUGAGACUGAGAAUGGUGUAGUUUUUGAGCCUUUUGAGGGAUUAGUUUAAGCCUCAAUGUUAGACAGUAUAUAUUAUUAAUCUUCGAUCCCUG